GCUAUCUUUGUCGCUCUUUUUGCCUGCGUAGCAGUUGCCUCUGCCGGUUUGGUAGUUCCUCAAGCUUAUAGCUACGGAUACGGUUAUGCUGCUCCAUAUGCUGCAUUCGGUUAUGCUGCCCCGUAUGCUGCUCCUCUGGCAUAUGCCCAUGCUCCAAUCGCUUAUACUGCCCCUGCUGUUCAAACUGGAUAUGUAGCCGCUACUCGAGGUUCAGUUCAUACCGCCCCUCUUCCAGAAGGCCCAUUAGCUUUCAGCCACCACCUCAACACUGCUCCUGCUCCAGGUACCUUGUGAAUAGAUGAAUGAUUGAGUUAACAAAUAAAAUUUUCAUAAAAACCCA
Leptinotarsa decemlineata (Colorado potato beetle) is the source of this 340-nucleotide messenger RNA. RefSeq lists its product as uncharacterized. Lineage: Eukaryota; Metazoa; Arthropoda; Insecta; Coleoptera; Chrysomelidae. The record is from RefSeq and is a predicted model, not a curated record.